AGCACUGCAUCAUCGAUAUCGAUAGCGGUGUACGUAACGCGGCACGUACUGUGCUGGAGCACAAUAUACAGAGUUAUUUCGGCCUAUCGUAUUAGAAUUACGUGUUGAUUAUUAUGCGUACAACAAUGUGAUCGCGGUGACAGGAAAUCACAGGCACGUCCGGUGAAAUAGAUUACCCUACCCAGGGGUGGGGUCGUGUAAUCGCUGUCAUCUAUUACGGACGAGUAAUUGACAGGUAAUGUCAAUCGCGUGAGGAGCAAUCGAGUAACGUGGUCAUGGCUCGACCUAUUGUGCCAAGCCAGCAAAAGCUGGCCGAGAAGCUGACCAUUUUGAAUGACAGAGGUGUUGGUAUGUUGACACGCAUUUAUAAUAUCAAGAAAGCGUGUGGUGAUGCCAAAUCAAAGCCUGCCUUCCUCUCCGACAAGGCGUUGGAGUCUUCCAUCAAGACGAUCGUCAGAAAGUUUCCUAACAUUGAUAUAAAGGGAUUGCAGACCAUUACGAAUAUACGUAACGAGAUCAUCAAAUCCCUAUCAUUGUAUUACUACACGUUUGUCGAUUUACUAGAUUUUAAAGAUAAUGUGUGCGAGCUCUUGACAACUAUGGAUGCAUGCGGUGUUCAUAUGGAUAUUACGAUUAAUUUUGACUUGACUAAAGGGUAUUUGGAUCUUGUAGUUAUUUACAUCAGUUUGAUGAUCCUGCUCUCCAGAGUCGAAGAUCGUAAGGCGGUGCUAGGGCUGUUCAAUGCAGCCCACGAGAUGGUGCAUAGUCAAUCGGAUCCCAGUUUUCCUCGCUUAGGACAGAUGAUUAUGGAUUACGAUGCUCCAUUGAAGAAACUUUCAGAAGAAUUUGUACCACAUUCUAAAUUGCUGAAGAAUGCUCUGACUUCGCUGUGGCCAGUAUAUCCUGGCAGAAACUUGUCCGCUGACACAUGGAGAGCUGAUCAAAAAUUGAGUCUUGUCGGCAGUCCUGGUCAGAUACUCAAAGCAGCAGCAACUGACACUAUGUCGUGCGAAACAUUAAGUUUGGAUAGAAUAGAAAGAUGGGUGAUUCUUGGAUUUACACUUUGUCAUACAUUCUUAAAUCAAGAACAACCAAGCAAACUGUGGAUCACUGCUUUAGAAUCUGGCUGGGUGUUGGCAUUAUUUAGAGACGAGGUGAUUUAUAUACAUCAAUAUAUCCAAACAUUUUUCGAGGGUAUGAAAGGAUAUGGUAAAAGAGUUUCUGAAGUAAAAGAAUGUUACAAUCAAGCAGUACAAAAAGCUGGUUACAGGCACAGGGAAAGAAGAAAAUUUUUAAGGACUGCUCUGAAGGAACUAGGUUUAAUUCUGACUGAUCAACCUGGACUUUUGGGACCGAAAGCUUUGCUGGUUUUAAUGGGGCUUUCUCAUGCAAGAGACGAGGUGCUGUGGCUACUGAGACACGGCGACAAUCCUCCUACUCAAGGCAAAGGAAAAGGACGAGGUGGCGAGGAUUUGGUGGACCGUCAGUUACCAGAAUUGCUCUUCCAUUGUGAAGAACUACGAGCAUUAGUAAAGAAAUAUUCUCAGGUGCUUCAAAGGUAUUACGUCCAAUUUUUGUCGGGAUUCGAUGCUCCUGCUUUACAUCAGAUGAUACAAAAUCUUCCAGUUUGUCCCGAAGACGAGGGAGCUAUUCUUAGUGAUAUGUGUUCAAUCAUAGCUAGUCUGACUGUAAAGCAAGUCGAGGAAAAUGAAUUAUUUGAUUUCCGUGCCUUCCGACUAGAUUGGAUUAGGCUGCAGGCUUAUAUGUCUAUCGCGAAGUGCAAUAUGAAUCUGGCUGAUAACAGAGAAUUGGCUUCCUUCAUGGAUACGGUAAUCUUCCACACGAAAAUGGUCGACAAUUUAGACGAGAUGCUAGUCGAGACGUCCGAUUUAUCCAUCUUCUGCUUCUACAGUAAGAUAUUUGAAGAUCAAUUUCACAUGUGUCUCGAGUUUCCUGCUCAGAAUCGAUACAUCGUCGCCUUCCCGCUUAUAUGCAGCCAUUUCCAGAGUUGCACUCACGAGCUCUGUCCGGAGGAGCGUCAUCACAUUCGCGAGAGGAGUCUCUCCGUCGUCAAUAUGUUCCUGGAUGAGAUGGCCAAAGAAGCUAAAAACAUUAUCACGACCAUCUGCGAUGAGCAAUGUAACAUGAGUGACAAAUUGCUACCGAAACAUUGCGCUUUAUUAAUCUCACAAGUUGUCAAUCGUAAGAAAAAGGACAAAAAUAAGAAGAAUAUGUACGAAAUUCAUAAACCCGGGAUAGAAAGUUAUCGGAAGACACGAGAGGAAUUAACGACGAUGGACAAGCUACACAUGGCUCUUACAGAAUUAUGUUACGCCAUCAAUUACUGUCCGACUAUCAACGUCUGGGAGUAUACUUUUGCACCGAGAGAAUAUCUACAUCAACAUCUCGAGUCGCGAUUUGCAAGAGCAUUGGUAGGAAUGGUCAUGUAUAAUCCGGAUACCAGCGAAAUAGCCAAACCAUCUGAACUCUUCGUCAGCGUUAGAUCUUACAUGAAUGUUCUUCAGACCAUUGAAAAUUAUGUUCACAUAGACAUCACGCGCGUUUUUAAUAACGCUCUACUUCAACAAACUCAGGAGCUGGAUAGUCACGGCGAUAAAACCAUAGCUGCGCUCUACACGCAGUGGUAUUCGGACGUUCUGCUGAGGCGAGUUAGUGCAGGCAAUAUUUGUUAUUCCGCGAAUCAACGGGCGUUCGUCAGCUUGUCCGUAGAAGGUGCCAUUCCAUUUAACGCUGAAGAAUUCUCCGACAUUAACGAGCUAAGGGCAUUGGCCGAACUGAUAGGACCAUAUGGUAUGAAGAUGCUGAACGAGAACUUGAUGUGGCACAUUGCCAGUCAGGUGCAACAGUUGAAGAAGCUGGUGGCGGGCAAUAAGGAUGUACUGAUCUCUCUGAGAACAAAUUUUGACAAGCCGGAAGUAAUGAAAGAACAGUUCAAGAAGUUGCAACACGUGGACAAUGUUCUUCAACGAAUUACUAUAAUAGGCGUGAUUCUGAGUUUCAGGCAAUUAUCGCAGUCGGCGUUGGUUGAUGUACUGGAAGAACGCAUACCGUUCCUGCUGAGCUCCAUAUUAGAUUUUAGACAUCAUCUGCCGUCCGGCGAUCCCAUGCGCGUUGUCUCCGAAAUGACAUCAGCUGCAGGCUUGACCUGCAAGGUCGAUCCCACCUUGACGACGGCACUGAGAAACCAGAAGGCGGAAGUCGACGAGGAUGAACAUUUGCUAGUUUGUCUGCUGAUGGUCUUCGUAGCAGUAUCCAUUCCGAAAUUGGCGCGAAACGACAAUUCCUUCUACAGAGCAUCACUCGAGGGUCAUUCCAAUAACAUACAUUGUAUGGCGACCGCUAUAAACAACAUUUUCGGAGCAUUGUUCACGAUUUGUGGACAAAAUGACAUAGAAGACAGGAUGAAGGAGUUCCUCGCACUAGCUUCGUCCAGUUUAUUGAGAUUAGGCCAAGAAGCGGACAAGGAAGCAACUCGAAACAGAGAAUCUGUUUAUCUUUUGUUGGAUCAAAUAGUCCAAGAAUCUCCAUUUCUAACGAUGGAUUUGUUGGAGAGCUGCUUCCCAUAUGCACUGAUACGCAACGCAUAUCACGAUGUCUACAAGAUGGAGCAUUCGCAACCGUGAGCUUAACCGCGAGUCUGCGAGGAAGAAAGGGUGCUGCAUUUCUAACUUGCCACUCAGGGCCACUUUUUUACGUCCACACUUGUAACAUCGGAGGCAAUUAUCAAGAAUUUGCUGCUAUUUAUCAUCUAGCCGAGCGAUAAUUUUCUUGAAUAAAGUUAGUUUUCCAGCUAGCAUCGAUGAAAAAGUACAAGCUUAUGUCACCGGAAGCACGGAAGAGUGGUGAAUAUGUAUGAUUAUUCGAGGUUUGAUAAUAUCAAUGGAUUUACACUCCUCGGCAUUUUAACAAAAUGUCACAAGCUUUGCGACAUCGUAAUGCACGUUAGAGAUUUUUUUAUGUUAUUUGCAAUAAUCGCAAAAAAUGUCAUGUUGAUCCUUAUAUAAUUGAGAUCUGUGUUUACACGAAUGUUUUUAUAUAGCUGAAUUCUAUUGUAUCUUCUUUGUAUCGGAAGAAUCUUUAUCGAGGAAAAUUAAUCGACGUACCAUUUUUGUCAAGAUUACGAACUUUCAUAAUAAUUAAUAAUAAUAAUUCAAAACGAUUGCAUUUUUUAAUGUAUAGUAUUCUCUAUAAUUUGAACGUCCAAUUUGAAAUAUUUGUUAGUAUAUAACUGCAUAUCUUUCACAGUUAAGUAUUAUUAUAGUUUAUGUCAAGGAAUUUUUCUAUUCCACGGGGAUGCAGGAUGUAAGCUCCCAUUGACUUCAAGCUAAAGAUCGCGAUAUUUAUAUAUCACACAGUAGGUAUCAUUACACUUACCCACUAUGACUUUUUAAUGUACAAUUGUAACUUUUACAAUAGUUUAUAAUAAACGAAUUAUGUGUAUAAAAUA
Molecule: messenger RNA, 4468 nt
Organism: Nylanderia fulva
Lineage: Eukaryota; Metazoa; Arthropoda; Insecta; Hymenoptera; Formicidae
Gene: Hem
Product: Nck associated protein 1 Hem
Biological process (GO): cortical actin cytoskeleton organization; cell migration; neuron projection morphogenesis
Cellular component (GO): SCAR complex
Source: RefSeq, a predicted model, not a curated record